AUAAAUAUAUCUGAUACUGAUCAGGCAGAAGCAGCUGAGUGCAAAAAAAAAAAAUGUUCUUUCCAGGCCAGAGGAAUCGAGCACAGAUGACAUCGUACGUGUAAUUAACACGAGGAAGAACUAUGGCGAAUGACAAGGAUCCCCUGAGCCAGCUGAAGGAUCUGGCACAUCUCAAAGAUCAACUUGCAGAUAUUCAAAAAAGAGUAGAGGAUGAAGUGCAGGUUGGGAUACCACAGGGUGGCUCACUGUUAGCCUCUCCAUUUUUAAAGGGCUUCCUGGCUGGCUAUGUGGUGGCCAAACUACGUUCCUCAGCCAUUUUGGGGGUCGCUUUGGGAACCCUAACUGGCAUCUACGCCACACAGACCUAUCCGGUGCCGAACAUUGAGAAGACCAUAAAGGACUAUCUGAACUCUUUGAAGAAAGGUCCUAAUAAUUAACACACAGUGGAAGACAAGGAAUCCUGACAGAGGAAUCACCGUCAAAGAAAAGGGGACUUGUGGUAUAAGUUUAUAUUUAAGUUCCAUUGCUGGCUGGACAAAUUGGGUCUACGGGUUAUAUUGCAUUAAGAAAGAGUUAGUUUUUACUCUGUCUGCUUGUUAGUAAAGAUUUAAUUCUGCUAUCUUUUAUUUUUUCCUAAUAAACCGUUCAGAUUUA
Messenger RNA from Silurus meridionalis, 654 nucleotides. Its product is annotated as SLC35A4 upstream open reading frame protein-like. Lineage: Eukaryota; Metazoa; Chordata; Actinopteri; Siluriformes; Siluridae. The coding region runs from base 123 to 437 and encodes 104 amino acids. The transcript has 3 exons. The record is from RefSeq and is a predicted model, not a curated record.